Oppiella nova is the source of this 382-nucleotide messenger RNA. Lineage: Eukaryota; Metazoa; Arthropoda; Arachnida; Sarcoptiformes; Oppiidae. The record is from the annotation of a GenBank genome assembly.
AUGCCUACCAUGAGUUUGGACUCAAUUGUGUAUUUAUUACACGAGUAUUGGGUCGACACCGAUGAACAUAUGAAAGAUUAUCCACUUAUUGGCGGAGGACCUGUUGUGAUAAACGCAUACUUCAUAUACACUUCACUCAAAUGGCUAGAGUUUGACCGCAAGUCAUGGAACCCAAGACUACCCCCGAGUAACCAAUGGUCUCAGAAAGCCAUACAAGAGUUGCCCGAAAAAUUCCUUUAAUGGGUUACCUUGUGGUUAAACAAUGUCCGCAAACAGUGAUUGGGGAAGUGAUUUGUUUGCUCAACUCUACUGUCCAUACAGUCAUGUAUUUGUAUUACUUAUUGUCAGCAUUUGGACCCCAAAUACAGCCCUAUUUAUGGUG